UUCUUACUUGGAGCGCAGGAAUUUUUAACUCCAAGAACCUCGGUGAAAGAACGACCAAUUCUGACGGAUGUAUAAUUGGUGUACAAAGAGAGCGAUCUUUAACAUGAAAAUCUUGGUUUUUAUUUUGCUGACUUUGCCUUAUGACGCGAGGUACAUUUCUUUCCUUUCAUUUUGUAUAUGAGAUAGAGGGGCCCAUUGAAUGGCUCAGCUAGCAUUUAUUACUCCAGAUUUUAGACGUUUUUCAUCAACUGUUAGUGUAAACUAUGCUUUAGACUGAAACUAUGGUCUCUUUCAUUCCUCCUAUGUUCAGUUCAAGUUAUUUAAAAGUUUAUUAAUAUUCGAGUCUUGUAGCAGUGACUACUCUCGAACAGUUGACUUGGUGUAUCAAUAAUGUUCUAUUCGAGAAGUUUGUCAUUUAGAUGUAGAAGGACGAUAUUCCUCAAAUAACAUCAAAUAACGUCUUUUCCUUCUAUGUUCAAGGUCUCUCAACCUUGGAGGUCACGUUUGUCAAAAAAUGUGGAACGACGCUGAAAAUAAUCUGAUUAUUCCUGGAGAAUUAGCUGUUAAUGAGGGAAAUAACUUAGAUCCAGUGUUCACAUUGGUGCACGGAGCAGGGGCUCAGGGGUACCAAAAACUCCAAAGCGAAGAGUUCACCCGAUUUCAUGGUAUAAUAAAUAACUCUCAAGUGUCAUUUUCAUACAGAACCUUAUAGGAAACUUUUCAAUGAUGGAUGGACAUUUUCAAUUACAUUUUUCAAUGCUAUCACCGCUCUAUAGGAGUGCUAGAAAUUCACUUAUUAAGACUGACGAGAAAGUUCUCAACUUUUCACUUUCCAAUGCAUAUGUUCUUUAACGUGCAAUGUUGAUCUAUAUUUCAGAAAUGAUGCGGUCGUAGAUUGAAAGAUUCUUGAUUGAGACAGAAGACUAGCAAAACAAACAAUCGUAAAUGGCUGUCGUUUUAAAAGCGGAUACAAUUUUCUAUGUUCUAAACAGUUAAAGCGACCAUGUCAAAAUAGGAAAUGAAGAUAAUUGUUCAUUUAAGCAGGUUGGAGUAGCUUAGAGAUAGGUUGGCGUUAACAUUUGAUAAUCGCGUUUUUUUUUUAUUUUUUGUCUUACAGAUAUAUUGGUCGACUAUCAAGCUGAACUUUACAUUCUUAAUCAACAGCACAUAAAUGACUUCAUCAGUGCAAUAACCCAACCCUGUGGACCUGUGGAAGCGGCAUUCAGCUACCUGAAAACUCAAGCGAACGCACUGCCUGUUGACGUGGUAUACUUUGUGCUUGUCAAACUCAUGAUCUAAAAAGUCAAUAGGCUCGUUUCUUUUCGACGCAAGAUUAUAAGAUAACCUUUUACCAUGCUUAUAGCUGUAUAUUUCUAUGAAAAAAAUAGUUAGCAAUCGUAGCAUCAAAACAAAGCAGAGAGUUAAAAGAAUAUUACUGCCAAAGUGGGAAAUAUACAUUUCGCUUUCAUGGUAUUCAAGUUGUGAUAACUGUUACGUUGACUCUUUCGUUCAGACAACCUUAGACCAGUUCAGAACCACCUUGAAAAGUCUCUGGUUUACCAACAGCGAUGGCUUUAAGCAUGUAUUUGUUGGUAAGUAAAAUUUCUUAAAGGUCUUCUUGACAUAAUCAGCUACGAAAGCUACAAUCUACAAAGCUUAACAUCCAACCUAACCCAAUGCUGUGUUCACGUUUCGCUUUCUUAGGGGAACAGUUCCAGCACAAAGUCCCAAACGAAAUCCGUUACAAAGGAUUUCAAAACUGGUACCAGUACUACACCGAAGAAAAUAAACCGAACGCGAUAGAGAAACAGAAUCCACCGACAUUCGUUAUGGACAAAAGGGUCUGUUUUUCUGCAGUUAAUUUAUUUAGACGGAAACUCUUUAGCUGUAUGUGCUUUGUGAUGUUACUAUUCUGGCAAUUGUGCUCUAGAACUAAGCAGCCGAUCUCGCUUAGAAUUCAACAGGUAUUUUUUUUAACCCAAUCAGCAAAAGCUUCAUAUCUUUUCUUAAAAAAGUGUUACGCCAUAAGUAUCAUCAUCUUUAGUGCUUUUCCGAAUAAAAUUUCUUCCUCUGAAACAUUGAUUUUAAAAUUUAGCGCUGUUUUAUAAUUUCCUUGCGUGAGGUGAGUAUAACAAGAUAUGACGCAAUCCGCGACCAAUCAGAGCACUCGAGAAUAAACAAAAUAAAACGCGGGUGCGCAAAUAUUGCAGCAACUCUUUGAAAUAUUAAAAUUUUUAAUGAAAGAUCCCUAAGUUUCUAACUUUAUAUUUCAUUGGUAGCCAACCUUUAUAAAGGACCUUAAAUUCAAAUGGAAAGGGAAGAGUAAGCAAGGAUCUACAGACAACCGAAUGUUUGUUGGAACCAGCCCAUCUUUCGAAUUGGCCUUAUUCACCACUUGCCUCCUCAAAGGACGCGGAAUUGCUGGAGGUGCACAUCCACCUCCGGGACCGUAUAGGACAACCAACUGUGAUUGCACCAUCCAUGUGCCUGGAAUUGGGGACAGCACAGUAGAAGUAAAGACCGUCGAGAACCAGAAUGGCAAGGUCGUUACAGCUGUCCCUACAAAUGUCCAUUAGAAGUAAGAUUAUGGUUCGGUGCUAUAACUCGAGGUUUAUCAAGAACUUUUAAUAUUUUAAUAUAAUUGGAAGCAAUUUGUGAGGAUUGAAGUUUCCCCUUGCAAUAUCCCUCGAGAUGAAGGAUGUCGCUCUUGUUGUCAAUCGAUUACGGUGUACAAACUAAGACUGGUUCAUAGACUCAUGCCAGCAACAACUUGUCAUUUCGUGAAUUUUGGUGAAAAUAACUUAUGAAUAGCUUCUUUUUUUUUCAGAUAAACGGCACACAAAGAUAACAGCCGAGACCAUUACCAAAGAUUUCCGAAUUAUUAUAAACACUAAAUACAAAAAAAUAAGUAAUCACUUCCGGGAUCUCGUUCAGCAGAUAAAAAUGAAAUAGCGGGUCAAUGUUCCUUGGUGGUUGCUCACCGCCAUUUCUUACCUGCCUGCUUUUUCUCUUGCUGCUUCUAACCGUGAGCCCGGCACAGGCUACACAAAAGCAAGAACCCAUCACGUAUGGGCUGCUGACAAAACUAAUAAACGAUUUAUAACCUCAAACCAGUGAUAAAAUAAAUAAACAUUUGGCUCCUAACCAGUUAAGAGAUAUUUUUGUGUGUCAAUUUAAUGUCCUGGAUACGAAAAAAAAGUUCGAUCACCAAUUUUCUCCGUAUGGAAAGUGAGUACAUGGUAAAUCAAUUUUUUAAAUUUUAAUUCAAAAGGAACCAUUGAUAAAAAAAAAAAAAAGUACUCGUGGCUCUAAAGUACUUCUGACGACUUUGGGUCUCCAUCUAAUCACCUGGUGCCAAAGUAAGAUUUUCAGCUUAUUUCCCAAAACCGCUUGGGAGCUAUCUAAACUGAUGCGAUGAAAACAACGAGAAAAUCAAUCGCAUCAACUUAAUUACAGUGCACACGGAUCGGUUUUUUACAGGAACCUGCCGCACCUUUUAGGAACAGAAUACUCUCUGAAAUAUUGAUUAACCUUAAUUGACUGUAAAACACUUGCGAUAUAGAAUCCGCACCUUUUAGGAACAGAAUACUCUCUGAAAUAUUAAUUAACCUUAAUUGACUGUAAAACACUUGCGAUAUAGAAUUAUAAAGAGAUGACUGUGGUAACACCUCUUCACGACACUCGUUAAUUGCCUUUUAAGUGGUUUCUUCAGUAACUUGCUCAUUUCUAACCUUUCUUUGAAUAGUUUUUAUUUCCGGACUAGAAUGUCCGCCGAAAAAGAUUAUAAGGAACGACAGACAGGUAAAUAGGGAAGCUCGAAGGAAGAAGGAUGACCACAGAAGGCUCUCACUGAUAUAUUAACUUUUAAGUAUCAGCGGUAACGUUCAUAGAAAUAAUUUUGUUAUGUUGAGACAGUUGUCUUAACAUAACACACAGUUGGUGAACUUCAUCAAACCGUUGCAUCGAAAUGAGGCAAUUCUAUACGUACCGACGAAACCUAAAGACUGUGAAGGUAAUCGAUAUCUUAAUGGCUAAAGGGUAAAUAUCUUAAAAAAAAGGGAUAUCAUAUCAGGCAAGGAUUAAUUACAUAAAGUAAAGUUUAAUGCUACUCAAUGCUUGUUAUUUCGAACGACAACGAAUCCUUAGUUCCCGAAAAAUAUCACAUUCUAAUUGCUUCGUUCAAAUUCUAACAGCGAGAUUACCACUCCUUAUGGCUGCUCUCCUCAAUGAAUAAAAUGUUCAUCUUUUUAUGUUAGCUCUCAUUGUUUUCAUGUCACUUCAGUUUAUUUAAAUAUUUAUAAAUCGAACCGGCAGAAAUUGUUACUAAGUGCGUAGGAAUUUUACCUCCAAGAAAGUCGGUGGUUGAACGACCAAUUGUUAUAGACGGACAUCUCGUGUACUAAGAGGGAGAUCAUUAAGAUGAAAAUCUUCGUCUUCAUUUUGUUGACUUCACCGUAUGUCGCGAGGUAAUUUUUUUAUUUCAUUUCGUGUGUGAGAGAGACCCAACAAAUGGCCUAAACUAGCAUUUAUUAAACCAAAUCAACGCUUGCACGUCCGUGUAUAAAACUGCUUUAAGUGAAAUUACCCCCCCUUUCCUGCUAACUUUUUCUUUUGUUCAGAGCAAGGUAACAGAUUCUUCGUAUUCCAGUCCUUUAGCAGUGACUCCGCUCUACUAUUUGAACUUAGUGUAUCAAUAGUUUUACAUUUGAAAAAUGUUUCUAGUUAUAGAAAGGUGGACAAUAUUUUUCAAAUUAUUUCAAAAGACAUGUUUUCCUUCUAUUUUUAAGGUCUGUCUACCUUGGAGGUCAUGUUUGUCAAAAUAUAUGGGAUAGUGCUAAAAACAAUCUGCUGCUUCCUGGAGAAUUAGCUGUUAAUGAGGGAAAUUACCAAAACGCGUUGUUCAUGUUGGUGAAAGGAGGAGGAUCCCGAGGAGAUCAAAAACUUCAAAGUGACGUCUUUACCAGCUUCCAUGGUAUACGUAAUUGUUUCGUUUUUGUUUUUUUAAUAACCUUUUUUCACAAACCUUACUGAUAAAUUUUCGAUGACGAAAUAAAAAUAAAAGCAGAAUUCUUCGAUGCGAUCAUCGCUAGAAAUGGUAGUUAAAAAUUUACUUGUGAAAUGAAACAUCAUUUAUAUUCAUUCAUUUUCUUACUGUUGGACACAAAAAAAUUUAUGUUCUGCAAUGUGUAUUUUUUUUACAGUUUUCUUUUAGUCGAUCCACAUUUCUUAGGCUUGAAAUGAGUCUAGUUGUUUUGAGAGGUAUGGAAAAUGUUCAUUACAUCAUACAAAACUGAAGUCACUGAAAGAGCGUGAGCGAGUUAAAUAUUUAGAAAAAAAAGGAAGCAACCUAUUUUCAUUCUAACCAGCUGAAGUGACCAUAAAAGAGAAAGUGUUGGGUAGACGUUGACAAUAUUUAAAAAAAAAAAUUGGGUCAACUAAUUUAUUUAUUUAUCGAGUUUGUCAUGUUCAACAGAUUUAUUAGUUGACUUUCAAGCUCCCCACCCGAGUGGGUUGCACCAUCAGCACCAUAUAAAUGCCUUCAUCACCGCAGUAACCCAACCAGGCGGACCCGGGGAAGCGGCAUUCAACUACCUGAAAACUCAAGCGAACGCACUUCCUCGUGGCGUGGUAUGUUUCACAGUCAGUUGCCUACCUAUUUUUCUUGGGGGUCAAAUUAAAAAAGCUCCCUGGUGACGCAAAGACGUAAUUUAAUGCGUUCGAACUCGUCACUUCUCAAAGCAAGAUUGCAAAAUAAUAUUUCAUACAUUCAGAGAAAUUCAUGGGUAUUAUGUUUGACAAAAUGUUGCUGUUUUAAGUAGUAUUAGACGAGAAAAUAAUGGAAAGUAAUAAACGAAAAAAGAAAUCAGUGAUUUCAGCGAAAUACAUUUCGUUCAUUGUGUCACUCUUUUUUAACUUUUUGUGAUAUUAAUUUGCAGACUACUACCAUGCCACAGUUUAGAAAUCUCUUAAAACAAAUGUGGUUCGUGUACAGCCACGGCUUUAAACAUGUUUUUGUUGGUGAGUUAACUUCUCAAAAAUAUUAUUCCAUGGUCUCUUUCAAGGCUCUCCAUCUAAAAACUCUGCUCAAGUCUUAUUCAAUUCCUGUUCUCUAAAACUGCGCUAAGACGCUAAAAUUGUGCAAACCUAAGUAAAUUCCUUCUUGUCAAUCAACUUGGGUGUUUAUGCUUGUGCCAAUCGCAGGAAAUAAAUUUCCAGCUUCCAACGAAUACAACGGAUUUCACAACUGGUACCAGUUCUACAAGGAAGAAGUUAGAGGCAAAACAGGGAUAAUCUGUCUACCGAAUGUCGAGGCGAACAAACGGGUCAGUUUUCACAUUAAAUAGUUAUAGACGUGAACUUUAUGCAUCGAGAUAUGGCCUCUGCAGUUCAUCUUAGAAAUCACAUCAAAGAUGAAUACUAGUAGAGGAUAUUCUCCGAGUGUAGGAAGUCAAAAGAAUAUGAACGGUUUAAAAGAAGCUUGAAUUUUUUGAGUAAAUUCUUUUUAGGAUGGUGCUUUAAAACGUGAAAUUAUGAUUCCGUACGUAUCAUUUCAUCUGUAGCCUUAUUUCCUGAGGGAUCUCUUGUUCACAUGGAGAGGGGCAAAAAAAGCCAACCCGAGCAGCAUGUUUGUUGGAACAAGCCCAGCGUUUGAUUUGGCCUUGUUCACCACUUGCUUCCUUAAAGGACGCAGAGCUGGCGGAAGGGGUUUUCCGAUUUUUCCGGGACAGACAAUAUCAACCUACUGUCAGUGCGAUAUAGAUACGCCUGGGAUCGGAACGAGCAGAGUAGAGGUUACAACCGUCGAGAACAGUUAUGGCAAGGUCGUCACAGCCUAUCCAACAGCUGUUUAUUAGAGGUAAGACUGAGUUAUAACAAGACGUUUAUCCAGAACUCUCAUACAAACGAUAGAUGCUUCAUUGUGACGGAUAAUAAAAAUCGUUACAACAAACUACCACCAGUUGAACACAUCAACCAAAACUAAAAGUUAUAGUAGAAGGGGGAAGCGUGUUUGUUUUCUCAUGGUCGCCUUGGACUUAUAAUGGUAUAUUUAGAACACAGGGGCUACUAUCUAUAACAGACAAACGCUUAAUCACUAGUAGCAGCUGUGCCAAGAAAAAAUAGGAAAAAUGAAAUAAAACGAAACAAAAAAAAUAAGAGCAAGAAAGAAAAAAAAGGAACAAAGAAUUUGAGAGAAGGAAAAAAACGUAAAAAUCACUGAUCAAUCAAGAUCAACUUCUUUGAUAUCUUUAGGGAAACUCAUGCAAUUUAAGGGUUUUAUCUCGAGACCUUUAAUGAACCAGGAAACGAAAAAAUGUUACUUGUUCAAAAUCAACUUCAGUUUUACUCUUGGCAAAAUAAACCAUGUCAAUGACUAAGACUGGUUCUCAUCCAACAGCUCGUAUGAAUCGCCUCUUUCCCUUUUGGUUAGCAGAAGAUUAACUUAAAUAUUAAAAACGAGAACAGCGUUUUUAAUUUAUAGAUGGUAGGUUUCGUUUAGGGACUUUCGGCGCGCUCGUAAAGACACUUCGCAAUGUGUCAGUUUAUUGUUUGUGAAUUGUGUGAGGAUGUCAAGGAUUGGCAGUUUGUUUGUUUUAUUCUCUUUUUCUUCCCGAGUGAAGCGCAAAUAAAGCAGUUAUUUGUAUCGAUGCUGUGAAGCUACCGAUCCAAACUGUUAAAGGUCUAGUCCAUGAAGCGCAAUGAAAAUGAAAAAAUGUAAUAUCCUUAUCGUCACGUUAAAUUUGAAACAAAUGCUAUCAACGACGCCGUUUUUAUGCAUUUUGUCAAAUAACUGUAUACUUCUUCUCACUAUUCAGAUAAAUGGCAUUUGAGGAUGAUGAAAGUUGUCAGGGUCAUUGUAAACCAUACAUCAUAUAAGGCCGGUGUAGUCCGGUCUAAGCUCUUUGUCAUUGGAACCGAGCGAUAGUGAGGGCCAACGACAUCUUUCGGUUGCCUUCCGCCAUUUUUUCCUCCCGCUUUUGUCUUCUCUCUUCCAGUCAAAGGAGAACCUGGAACAGGCUAUUCAUGAUUUAAAACCUCAAACCAAACGGUAAUGAAAUAAAAUCAAAGGUCUUUGACCAUCAAUGGGUUAAAAAGUCUUUUUUGCGCCUUAUUAAUCACUUGAUGAAUACAUGGAAAACAGUACGCGUUGUUUUGAAUGGAGAAAGGCAGAGGUUACUCGUCGCGGAAUCGAUCCUUCUGAAAAGUGCGCAUAAUAAAAUAAUAGUGAUUGCAACUCGCUUUAAACGUAACCGCUAGGUCAUAUCUUAAUUCAAAACAUGCCCAUCCAUUGUCACAACACCAAGUGAGAUCCUAAAUACGCUUGACAAUAAAUUUUUUUUUUAGCGCGCUUUCCAAAUGCGAACAAUAUAGACCCCAUCUCUAAACGUCUCCGUUUUGAGAGAAAUUGAAAUAUCAAUAAUGAUUAUUAAUAAUAAUAAUUGUAAUAUAAAUACUGUUGUAAACCUAUAAUUCAUCCCAAAAGUGAGACGUUAAGGGGUGGGCUCGUUUUUUUUGCUGACAUGUGAACCAGUAGGAAGUAGCGUAAUAUGCAAAAACUCUCGAUUACUUUGAGCUUCGUACCAAAGAGCCAUUUUAAAAAAUACUACACAUAAAUUAAUUCAAUCCCUUUGAUUCUAAGUUCUCAAAAGAGAAGGCUUAACUUUACCAAAAUUCAAUUUUGUUUAAUUUCUUGAAAAUAACACGAAAGUGUAGCCAAAAUACUCUUUGAAGAAGUUAUCUUCAACCGGCAUGAAAAAGAUUUCCAGUUGCUGCAAAGCUUGUGUGAAAGGGUCACUGAAGCUAACAAAAACAUCAAAGCGAGACCAAGAGACAACUCAGUUGUGGAUUUGUGGUAAAGCAAUGUAUUUGGCAGCCGCCCAUUGCAGGGAAUUUUUUUCCCUUUAAGUUACGGUAGGUAAAGGAAUUUUAAAACUGCCUUUAAAUGGCUAUACGUUCGUUAUUCAAACAUCUUUUCUUUCCUCAGUGCGUGGUUCAAUAAUCGCCCUCUUCUUGACUUGUCAAAUAUUUCCUAUCAAUUCAAAACGGCAGGUCGGGACUUGAUAUAUCUAUGUGUUCAUUUGUCGAAUCAAGAUAACGAUACACGAGGAAAAUAUCAACUUAACCCUCUGUUCACGGCACCUUAAGAAAUGAAUAGGAAACAAUAUGGAGAUGUUCAUAGUGACGGUAGAGUGUAAAAGGUUAAGACAACACCCUCUGCAGAUAUAUGGAAAUCAGUGGAAAUCAGAAACAAUGGGAAAAAGUGCAUAAUGUUUUGGUUAUUUAGUUAGGCUACAUCAUCAAAACGUCCUCUAUACGAGUCAAAGUACUCAAUGGAUAACAUGUACGAUGUCCAAUCAUGAAACAACUGAACACAGGCAAGAUUGGGUCUCGAGAAGAACAUUUCGUGAUUAGUCCACCGGGAGAACAAUGAAGACAGUGUUUUCUUGUCUCUUUUGUUUAUGAUUUCUAUUGAUGAAGAAAUUUGAGCAAAACAAAGUAUCAUGCCAUGCAUGACAUUUUCAUAUAGCAAUGUGCGCAAAUUUAUUCGCUUCACUCAUUUACUGCGUUGCUGAACGAAGCAUCAAGAAGUUUUGAAGUUUGCAGCUUUCCUGACGAUCUCUCUUCACGCAUCGCCCACAGGUAAGCUGAAAGAUUGCAACAAAUAACUAGCCGUAAGUCUCCUUUCGAUAAUCUGACCUAUCUGCAACGUAAUCAUUAUAAAAUUUAUAACUCCUCACUGUAAAGGACGCCAAAAAUAUUCUAACAGCCUAAACGUGAAAAAUAAUUAUUAAAAAUUCAUAGCAUUCUGCUCACUGUAAAGGACACCAAAAAUAUUCUAACAGCCUAAACGUACAAACUACAACUCACAACUGCCGGAGAAGAAUUGAACUUCUCAAAUGUAAUUCUCUCGAGACAUAAUUUCGAUAAACGUUAUGAACGGUUAGAUUAGAAUGUCGCUGAUACAAAUUCAUAAAUUGACAACAAUGGGGAAUUUUGCCCCAAGUGAGAUAGUUUUUCCUUACUCCUGAUGCCAAAUUACCAUUGUGAACAGUUGGCUCAAGAAACGUACCCAUUUAUAAGAGAUUAUUGCCCGAAGUGCGAGAUGAAGGUUCUCAAAAUUUAUUUUCAAGUUUUGGCGCUUUGCGCUGGAAAGGCGGUGUCCGCCCAAACAUCAAGGGGUCAAGAACAAAACCGAUUUAAGCGAGUAAGACGUCCAGUGGACUUCACUUGUCGCUCAAUACUUCUCAUCCAAAUAGGAAAAUUUAUACCAGAAACUUGUGAAACUAAAACCAUCAUUUUAAUAUACUGAAUGACAAAAUAUGCUUGAGGUUUCUAAAGGACGCCGAGUUUAUGGAUCACUUACUUUCAAUCAGCAUAAUCUAUUUGGGCGCCUAACUUUCCUUAAAUCAGAACCAUAUUAACCAAUCGACCGUUUAGUUUCCACAUGAACGUAAUAACUGUAUACAAAUGUGCUCGACACUGCAGAUCGAGGCCAAAGAAUUUGCCAAUGAGAGGUGAUCUUUUCACUUCCAUGUCUUCCUACCAUCCACUUGAGCUACAUUCCACGGACGAAAAAGGGAGUCCUUUCUGUAGUUUUAAAUUGUGGUCCACCCCCUUCCUCCCGCGCGGAUAUUAAAAAAACAAAUUAGCAUAGAUUAAUAAUUCAGCACCACGACUUAAAAGCUUUUUUCCUCUAAAGGCUAAGUUUUUGAGAUGAUUGUUCAAUAAAUGCUUCAAGUGUGCUCUGAUAAGCAAUCGUACAAGUUGAAGACGAUUCCUUCUCUAUUCUUCUCCUUCUUCUUUACAGAGGUAUUUCAAUAAAUAAGUUACAAAUCAGUGAAUCGGAUCAUCACACAAGAGGUCGUAAACAAUUUUUGGCUCCAUAACAAUCAAGUAAGGUUUAAUUACAAAACAUUAGGCAUACAACAUUCAAAGUCACUGCGGUGGUAACCGUGCAAAUUUAAGCUGGGCUUCUAACUAAUACAAAUGUAAAAUACUCUAUGCAUUUUGUUCAUAAAAUGUUCCAAUUUUCUUGCAUGAACAAGGGAUUAAAAGUGGGGAAAGAUCUUUCUUCAUUUCUAUCAACACUAUCGAAUUAAAGUGUCAUCGCGUCAUUCAAGGUAAUCCUUUUCAACCGCAUUUUUCAAGCAUGACGGACCUAUUUGCAUCAAAACCUUUUAAAAUCACUGAGGUAAGAAGUCUGAAGAACCAAGAAUACAAAAGAAGCCCCUUAUCUCUCCUUCCCCGCUAAUUACAAGCCAUGUUUUUCUAGAGAACGGUUAAGAAAACAUAAGGAUUGGGCGAAUCUGUUAAAAAUAUUCUUUGGUAAUAAAAAAAAUUCCAUUCCUUCGUACAUAUGGCGGUAGUUGAAAGCCCAUCGUUUUUUUGUCUCCGAUAACUGCAGUAAAGGUUACAAGAAAGCAUCAUUGACUUCCCACCCACUCGGCCUCCACUCAGCCCCAACUUUUCCCCUCCCCUCCCUCUCCCAUCAGGGAGAAAAGUCAUACUUUCACGACUACUAUUUUUGAGACGUGGCAAGAGCUGUGAGGCAGCUUUUUAAGAAUCGUGCAGAAUUUGAACUUCAUUUCUGUUUUCUAUUCUAAUCGUAAACGCAUAUCUUGUUUUACAAAUCGCACUGGGACUUUGACUCGGUAAUAAAAAGUCGUCAUUUCAUAAAUAAAUAAAUUCAAGUGAUUGACCCCGGUUUCAGAACCAUGUUUACUUAAAUAACGAUAGAAAGGAAAAGAAACUCAGGUUCCUGGAUUUCAAUUUCAGAACUACCGCUUUAAUUUACACGGGGAAUAUCGCUAUAACUUAUUUUAUUGAGAGGAGAUCUUAACUAAUUCUUCGAAAACUCCACAGCUAUAUGAUUUCCAAAAAUAGAAACAAAACCAGUGAAAGAGUUUCAAAAUGAGGAUCUAUCAUUGAUGGUGGCCACAUCAUGAUUCUUGCUCCUCAGGUAAAACAAUGAGAACCAAGAUUGUCUUUCUUUUCACCUUACUUGCUUUGGCACCCAUUAUCCAUGGCCGUCACACGUCCUCGAACCAUCGGUACGAGAAACUCGACGAGUCUAAGCCCGUGGAAUCGGUGGAGCCCGAAGAGCUCGAGGAACUCAAGGAUCCCGAGGAAUUGGAAGAUCAAGAGGAACUCGAGGAUCUCGAGGAAGUCGAAGAAUUCGAAGGACCUCCGCCUGAGGAGACUGGUAGGUAUAAUAUAAGGUGACUAAAUAUUGGGGGAAAAUAUGACUGCUUUAAUACUUCCUCAAAUGAAGCAACAAAGUGAAAAUCGCGAUAACUGCAUCAUUUUCUUCGUUGAUAAAAUUCAAAAUUUUUCUCACGUGUAAUCCUUGGUAAGAUAAACCCUGACCGGUCAGUCAUGGAGGAGAAAAAGAAAGACGACCCUUUUUGUUAAACAAGUAGACAAAUUAUUCUAUAAUUCAGUGCUGUGAGGUAGCUGUUGGAAAAACAAGAUAUAGUAAGAUCCUCAGGGCAAAGAAAUUAUCUCUCAACUAUUCAUUUAUGAAUAUGUCCAACAAAACUAGGCGAACUUAAGAUUUUCUGUAAAAUUCAAAGUCUUGGUUUGUUCGUUUUCUUUAUGGACUGAAACGUCAACUAAAAAGUAUAUUAAAUCUGACUGACUAAGAUUUAUUUGAAAGCAAAUUUGUUAUAUCAUGUCAUAUUGAUGAAAUCUUCUGUUCCUGAUUUUUUUUCUUUAUCUAUCUACAGAGGAGUCUUCUGCAGGUAAUUAUACGUUGAUAAACCUUCGCUAGAUCAUUUUAAGUUGUUGAAUUAUCUUUUCUGUAUAAUUAUCAAACUGAAUAACCAUUUCUAGAUCAUAUGUACGCCAGUAAGCUUAAGAAUUGCUAGAACAAUACCUCAUGCGUGGCCGGGCUUACAUACUUGCCACAGUGAAAAAAAACUGAUAUCUAAGAAGACACCCAAACUGAAAACCUUAGAGGCACAAAUGAUUUUACGACUGGAACACAAUCUGAGUUGAAUUUUUAAGUAAUAUAGUUUAAAAGAAAAUUGGCUGAUUUUGACUGUUUUAAUUUUCUGACCAACUGAUAUGUUGUCUUAAAAAAGUGGCAAUUUCUCUCACACAAGCUGACAAUCGAUCGCUGAAGGGAAAGGAAGAGCGUGGAUGUAAUUAUCUAUUAAUUCUGGGAUACAAUCAUUUUUUUAUUUAUUUCCUGUCUUUUUUUUAUCCACAGAAGAGCUUUCAGAAGGUAAUUUCACCUUUGUGUAUUUCAUAACAACACGACAUUAUCGAAUUGUCUUUUUUUAAUACAUCAUAGCGAAUAAUAGUUCGAGAUUACGAGAGAUAAGCUGUAUGCCAUAUAUUAAUGUGUGGAUUUUACAGAGAGAAGCUUAAGUUUGACCUGUGCACCUGAAAAAGAACUUGUGCAUGAAAGUGUGAGAGUCCUUUAUGUUUCGGGAAAUGAAAGCCAAAACGAAUACCCAAGAAGCCUGAGCUAUCUUAUGAUUAGGAUAUCAUCCGCGUUAAAUUCAAAUACUAGAGUAACUUAGUGGAACAGAAUAUAAGUCCAUUGAUAAAACCAUUUCUAAUCAAAAGUUACACCGUCUUACCAGCGUGGCAUUCGAAAGGACAGUUUUUAUAUCCGUCUUAAGAUCAAUUACUGAGGCGCUUUGUGAAGCACAGACUAAUUAUGAUGGGUUAACCAGAUCUAUGACACAAAUGCCCUCUGACCCUUUCAAUCCCAAGAUCUAAAUCAGUCAUUUUCCUUCUUGUCUACUUUACAUUUAAGAGUUUUGCAUUAGACAAAAAAAUAAUCCUCUCGUUGAAAUGCUUUUGUGUUCUUAUAACUUGUGCGCUUGAUAUCGAAAGUGGAGGGAUAAAUCAUGUCUUAAUCGUCCUCAGGAGGGAAAGAGUUCAGUGAAGGAUUCAAUGCUUUUGUUAUUUUCUUGUACAGGAGGAGUAUGCAGUGUUGAGGCUGAGGAUCGCAACGAUUGCGGAUGGAUCGGUAUCGAUAAUACCACCUGCGAAAACAGAGGUUGUUGCUAUGACGAAACAGUGCCGGAUGUAGCGUGGUGUUUCUAUCCAACUGGUUUGUAAUUAUUAAACCACGGAUAAGUAACUUAAUAAUCAAAGAAAAGUAAAGUGCGCUAGAUCUAGCUUGGGGGUGGAUAUUUUUUGCCUCGGCCAAACGAAAACUAUUGUAUAAUUAAGCCUCCGAACACCAAAUGGUGGCAUGGCUCACAGUUCUGAUUUAUAGUAAUUCAUUGGGUUCGACUAUAUGGUCACAAUUUAUCCACAUAUAUUCCUAUUCUUUCUGUCCAAGAUGACGCUGAAACCCUGAAAUCGCACAGUAUCCCGAAAGAAGUGACACGAAUAGUAUGCAUUCUGCUAACGUCCAACACACAGAGUUAAAACUCUUAAAGUCAUUCUAUUCCAAACAAUCAUCACCAAUGGCAAGUGCGUCGCACACAUGCGAAAUCAAACAGAAAAUUUGUCAUGUAAAAUGUACCAAUGUAAAUAGUGUGUUUCUAAACCUUUUUUUUUUUUAGCAAAAAUACAAUCUUUGUUAAAAAUGUGUUGUUCAUAUCUCUACUUCUGUCAAUUUUUCAGACAACAAAUGUUAUGGUAUUGACCCAGUAGAAAGAGAAGAUUGUGGCUAUUCUGGGAUACAAAGAGAGGAGUGUGAAAACGAUAGAGGAUGUUGCUUUGAUCACACUGUGCCAAAUGUACCUUGGUGCUUUAAAGGAACUGAGCCACCAGCCAAACCAGCCAAUGACCCUUCCACUCUUGGUAAGGUUUUUGUUGGAGAUUAAAAGAGCAAAAAUCGCCAACAAUGAAAAAAAUAAAUAGAAAAAGGUCCUAAGGUUUGGAAUUCUUCCCUAACAUUAAUCACUAGUUUGAUUUGCUUCUCUAAUAUUAAAAAAAAAAAGAUGAUUGAAUUUUUCGUGAAAUGAAACCCUGAGACAAGUUUCAGUAAAGUUUUAGUGAAGUUUUAAUUCAAAAAUAGGCGACAUAUGCGAUGUCGAAUCUGAGGAUCGCAACGAUUGUGGAUGGUACGGCAUCGACGAGGCUACUUGCGAGGCCAGGGGCUGUUGCUACGACGACACAAAGCCAAAAGCAAAGUGGUGUUUCUACCCAACAGGUAAAGAAAGCUGAAUACUGUAGUUAACCUUGGGAAAAGGAUGUGACAAAAAGAUUAAGUUCUUAGUCAUGAAUAUUUAAAUUCGACGGUUGGCCGUUUGCUGUACUAUCUGAGAUAAAGAGAACGUAUUUGCAAAUGAAGUCAUAUUUUAAUUCGGUUCAUAUACGAUACGUCUUUUUCACUCUCGUUGAAUAAAGAGUGUCUACAGAAUUCUAUGUGGAAACGGUUUCGAGUUUAGACCUCAUUAGUAAAAUUAUUUAAACAAUUAAAAAGCAGUAGUUUUGUGAAUCAUUUGGGCUUUUCUCAUCGCAGCGGUUUAUCUAUACUAAACCACGACGACUUUAUCAUCUUUCAAUCAACAUUUGCAAAGUAAAUUUUCUUUUCUCUUAGAUAUUGCAUUGUAACUUUCGCCUUACUACCCAUCUUCAUUGAUUUCAUUUUCUAUUUUUCUUAAGACAACAAAUGCUAUGGUAUUAAACCACAAGAACGCGAAGACUGUGGUUACAUUGGUAUUCAGCGUGAGGAGUGUGAGAACGACAGAGGUUGCUGUUUUGAUCACACUGUACAGGGUGUACCCUGGUGCUUCAAGGCCACUGGACCAGUGAGUGUGGCCCCACCUGAAGUAGAAACUCAGGAAGGAUCUGCAGGAGCCUCCGAGGCUUAGCUUUGAAUGAUCAAUCCUCAAUUGGUCGGUUUCUUUGGCAUACGGUGAAAUUUUUUUUCACUCUAAUAUGAAAAAGAGCCGUGGAUUCAAUUUCAACAAUUUCUUUUUGCAUCUGAUCUACGCUCCGAGAGAUUCGCAUUUGAUUGACUUUCAUAUGAUGCCGCAUAUGUGUUGAUCAGCCUAUUUUUCAUGUGAGCAAAUAAAGGGGCGAGUUUAAACUAGGCGUUAAAAUUGUUGCGUUGCUGUCAGGCUACGGUAAAGCAGGUUUACUAGUAGCAAGGUACAUGGCAUUUUCCUAGAAUAUCGUUUGCGCUCUAUUAAGUGUUAAAACACAUGUUUUACGGGUUAAGUUUUGUUUGCAUAAAUUCCUACGUGUAAUCUUUCACACUCUGGUUCCAUAUCAUCUGCGGAACUUUUUUAGGCAAGGAGAAAAUCUAAUAAAGAAUGCAC
Pocillopora meandrina is the source of this 16232-nucleotide messenger RNA. The record is from the annotation of a GenBank genome assembly. Lineage: Eukaryota; Metazoa; Cnidaria; Anthozoa; Scleractinia; Pocilloporidae.